ACUCUGUGCGCUUGCGCCGGCGUCUCAGGCUCCCGGGCCCGGCGGCCGCGGUUCUUUUGUCUCCGGGCCGGAGCCCGAGCUGGAUCCUGAGCUAGGGUCGGAGCCCAGGUCAAGACUGGGUUGGAGUCGGAUCGCGUCCGCAGCCCGGGCUACCCGAUGGGGCGCGCCCCCUGCCCACCGCCCCCGGCCCGUGCCGUCGCCUGAGCCCCGGCCUGCCUGGCCCGGCCCGCGCCAUGGAGUCCGGCCGCGGCGGCCUGGAGACCGUGGGCAAGUUCGAGUUCUCGCGCAAAGACCUGAUUGGGCAUGGCGCCUUCGCCGUGGUCUUCAAGGGGCGCCACCGCGAGGGACCUGCUGGGCGCUUGGCCUGGGCAAGGCCUUCAAGGCGUUCCCGGGUUCCCCGCCCCUGAGGGACACCCGCGCUUGGUUUUCAGAAACACGACCUGGAGGUCGCUGUCAAGUGCAUUAACAAGAAGAACCUGGCCAAGUCGCAGACUCUCCUGGGGAAGGAGAUCAAGAUCCUCAAGGAAUUGAAACAUGAAAACAUCGUGGCGUUGUAUGACUUCCAGGAAAUGGCCAAUUCCGUCUACCUGGUCAUGGAGUACUGUAACGGCGGCGAUCUGGCCGAUUACCUGCACACCAUGCGGACGCUGAGCGAGGACACCAUCCGGCUCUUCCUGCAGCAGAUCGCCGGUGCCGUGCGGCUACUGCACAGCAAGGGCAUCAUCCACCGGGACCUGAAGCCCCAGAACCUCCUGCUGUCCAACCCUGGUGGGCGCCGUGCCACCCCCAGCAACAUCCGGGUCAAGAUCGCCGACUUCGGCUUUGCCCGGUACCUGCAGAGCAACAUGAUGGCGGCCACGCUCUGCGGCUCCCCCAUGUACAUGGCCCCCGAGGUCAUCAUGUCCCAGCACUACGACGGGAAGGCGGACCUGUGGAGCAUCGGCACCAUCGUGUACCAGUGCCUGACAGGGAAGGCGCCCUUCCAGGCCAGCAGCCCCCAGGACCUCCGCCUCUUCUAUGAGAAGAACAAGACGCUGGUCCCCCCCAUCCCCCGGGAGACCUCGGCCCCGCUGAGACAGCUGCUCCUGUCUCUGCUUCAGCGCAACCACAGAGACCGCAUGGACUUCGAUGAGUUUUUCCAUCACCCCUUCCUUGACUCCAGUGCCGCUGUGAAGAAGUCCCCGCCCGUGCCCGUGCCCUCGUACCCAAGCUCGGGGUCCGGCAGCAGCUCCAGCAGCAGCUCCACCUCACACCUGGCCUCCCCACCGUCCCUGGGGGAGAUGCAGCAGCAGCUCCAGAAGACCCUGACCUCCCCGGCCGAGGCCGCCGGCUUCCUGCAGGGCUCCCGGGACUCGGGCGGCAGCAGCAAGGACUCGUCCUGUGACACUGAUGACUUCGUCAUGGUCCCGGCCCAGUUUCCAGGUGACCUGGUGGCCGAGGCGGUCGGUGCCAAGCCGCCACCGGACAGCCUGAUGUGCAGCGGGAGCUCGCUGGCGGCCUCUGCUGGCCUGGAGAGCCGCGGCCGGACCCCGUCUCCUUCCCCGCCCUGCAGCAGCUCCCUCAGCCCCUCAGGCCGGGCCGGGGCAUCCUCCAGCAGCAGGUGCGGGGCCUCGGCCCCCAUCCCAGUCCCCACUCAGGUGCAUAACUACCAGCGCAUUGAGCAGAGCCUUCAGUCGCCCACCCAGUACCAGGCGGCGCGGUCCUCUGCCAUCCGCAGGUCAGGCAGCACCAGCCCGCUGGGCUUUGCACGGGCCAGCCUGUCACCCCCGUCUCACACCGAGCACGGAGCUGCCCUGUCCAGGAAGUUCUCCCUGGGUGGGGGCCGGCCCUACACGCCGUCUCCCCAGGUCGGAACCAUCCCCGAGCGGCCAGGCUGGAGCGGGGCGCCCUCCCCCCAAGCAGCCGAGAUGCGGGGUGGCAGGUCCCCUCGUCCAGGCUCCUCCGCACCUGAGCACUCUCCCCACAGCGCCGGGCUGGGCUGCCGCCUGCACAGUGCCCCGAACCUGUCCGACCUGCGUGUGGUGCGUCCCAAGCUGCCCAAGCCCCCCACGGACCCGCUGGGCGUGGCGUUCGGCCACCCGCAAGCCAGCCCCCCGCAGCCCUCCCAUGGGCUGCAGUCCUGCCGGCCCCUGCGCGGCUCGCCCAAGCUGCCCGACUUCCUGCAGCGGAACCCCCUGCCCCCUAUUCUGGGCUCCCCGACCAAGGCCGUGCCCGCGUUCGACUUCACCAAGACCCCCAGCUCCCAGAACUUGCUGACUCUCCUGGCCCGGCAGGGCGUGGUGAUGACGCCGCCUCGGAACCGGACGCUGCCUGACCUCUCCGAGGCGGGGCCCUUCCAGGGGCAGCAGCUGGGCCCCGGCCUGCGGCCCACCGAGGACGCCAAGGGCUCCUUUGGCAGGUCCCUCAGCGCCGGCCGCCUCACGGAUCUGCUCCUUAAGGCUGCCUUUGGGACGCAGGCCCCUGACUCAGGCAGCGUGGACAGCCUGCAGGAAAAGCCCAUGGAGACUGGGCCGUCUGCUGGCUUCGGAGGGAACCUGCACCCGGGAGCCCGUGCGGGGGGCGCCGGCAGCCCUUCCCCCGUGGUGUUCACGGUGGGCUCGCCCCCCGGCGGGACCACGCCGCCCCAGGGCCCCCGUGCCACCGUGUUCUCAGGGGGCCCCUCCAGCCCCCUCGGCUCGGCAGGCUCCUCCUCCGCCCGUCACCUGGCGCCCGGGGCCUACGGCGAGGCCCCCCUCGAGGUACCCGCCCCCGGCCACUGCCGCAGCUUUGCCGACCCCGUUGCCGCCAACCUGGAGGGGGCUGUGACCUUCGAGGCCCCCGACCUGCCCGAGGAGACCCUCAUGGAGCAAGAGCACACGGAGAUCCUGCACAGCCUGCGCUUCACGCUCGACUUUGUCCAGCACGUCCUGGAGAUCGCGGCCCUGAAGGGCAGUGCCAGCGAGGCGGCCGGGGGGCCCGAGUACCAGCUGCAGGAGAGCGUGGUGGCCGACCGGAUCAGCCUGCUGAGCCGCGAGUGGAGCUUCGCGGAGCAGCUGGUGCUCUACCUGAAGGCGGCCGAGCUCCUCUCCUCGGGCCUGCAGACCGCCAUCGACCAGAUCCGGGCCGGCAAGCUCUGCCUGUCGUCCACCGUGAAGCAGGUGGUGCGGAAGCUGAACGAGCUGUACAAGACGAGUGUGGUGUCCUGCCAAGGCCUGAGCCUGCGGCUGCAGCGCUUCUUCCUAGACAAGCAGCGGCUCCUAGACCGCAUCCAGAGCGUCGCCGCUGAGAAGCUCAUCUUUAGCCACGCGGUGCAGACGGUGCAGUCGGCCGCCCUGGACGAGAUGUUCCACCGCCGGGAGGACUGUGUCCAGCGCUACCACAAGGCCCUGCUGCUCAUGGAGGGACUGCAGCAGAUCCUCUCGGACCAGGCAGACGUGGAGAACAUCGCCAAGUGCAAGCUGUGCAUCGAGCGGAGACUCUCGGCCCUGCUGACCGGCAUCUGUGCCUGACCUCCUGGAGGCCCGGCCCAUGGUGCCCAAGGGGCCUGGACCUUCACUGCCGAUCCAUGGGGUGGGGAGCAGCUGGCCGGACUCGAAGGGACAAGCCCACGGCCGUGACACCACUCGCUGGUGCUGGGGAAAGGACCGUGGCUCCCCACCCAGCGUCUGGAGCCAGGCCUCAGGCUGCGUCUCUGUCUCCUGGGCUCCGCGGCCGUGGACUUCAGGGCGCUGGAGGCCCCGCACAGAACCUCGACGUAGGCCAGUCCCCUGGCCUGGCUGACGGGCAGAACUCCCCGCCCAGCCGGCGAUCUGAACUGCUCUCCCGGCUGCCUCGAUGGCAGGUGGGGAUGCGUGGGCAGCCCCCGCCCCGCCCAGACCCCAGGGCUGUCUCGCUGAGGACAAGCAGAGGCCCUGAGACCGUGAUGCCCACUCAAGCCAAAGCCGCCAGGCCUGCCCAGCGGAUCCACCCAGCAAAAGGUGUGUCCUCCUGGCUCCCACCCCUCCCUGCCCCGAGACCACCACCCAGCUUUGUGAUCACCCAGCACUUUAUGCAGGCGACUGGGCCCAGCUGUUGCACCACCAGGCGCGUGUGCACACCCGUAAUCACACGUCCGUGUGCAGACAGCUCCGCGAGCGCGUGUGCUGUGCCUGCGCCCGGGUUGCUCUCGAGGCGAAGCCGCCGUCGUAUUUAAAUGUUCUUUUAGGGACGGACAGUACGAAGCACCGAGCUUCCAAAACCCAGCACGGACGCUGUUGCUGUCUUUCACACUUAACUCCUAAGAUGUGUCUUAUCUCCUGCAGCUCUUUUUCAUUUUUCUUUUUUUUUAAAAGAAGAAAACUCGUAUGAGUUGACGUUUUGUUCCUAAAGGACGGGGGCAGGAUCGGGGCAGCCUCGGCAGCGAUGCUGAGACCCCGGGGGCCGGUGGCGCUGGGCGCGUGUGGUCUGCGCGUGGCCGUCCGCCCUCCCGCCUGUAGGGCGGCCCUACCCCUGCCCUUGCUCCCUGCCUGAAGACCGCGGGCAGCUGAGGACUGCUUUUGUGCGUAAACCUACCUGUCCAGCUCUCACAGGAGGUUUUGAUGUCAAGCUCUCUGUCCCCUCACCAGGUCCUGGCUGCCAUGGGGGGCCGGCGGGGAGGCCACCUUCCAGGCUCGGGGGGUCCCUUUUCUGGUCUGCCCGGCUCUGCCUAGCUCCUCUCGAACGUGUCCUCAAGGAUGCAGAAGGAGCCGCCCCAGCCCAGCACCCCCGGUGCUGAGGUUUCACCACAGGCCCAGGCAAGGACCCCACGCGUUUCUCUCUUGCGAUACUUGAAAUCUUGCCUCUGUGCUUGGACCCAGAAGAAGAGCAGCCCUGGGACUCGUUUCUGUCUCCUCACCGGUGGCUUGAGCUUCUCCUCCUGCGCAGAAAAUGUCCGUAUUUAUUGCUUUACGGUUGGCUGGAACCGGGGCCUCUGGGGGGCCGGCGCUGUGGGAGGGGCCCCUUGGGCUCUGUCCGCGGGUGACCUCCGGGCUGUGGGGUGAGCGCCGCCCACCCAGCCUGUCCUCCACAGCACAGCUCUCCACCCUUGGUCUACCUUACAAGACGUUUGUGUCACCCGCCCCCACCCCCACCCCUUGCGUUAAGUUGUGUAACAUCAAUUUAAGGAAAUAAACCUCUGGAGUUGUUGG
Molecule: messenger RNA, 5144 nt
Organism: Orcinus orca (killer whale)
Lineage: Eukaryota; Metazoa; Chordata; Mammalia; Artiodactyla; Delphinidae
Gene: ULK1
Product: unc-51 like autophagy activating kinase 1
Exons: 28
Coding region: 570-3488 (972 amino acids)
Biological process (GO): axon extension; autophagosome organization; peptidyl-serine phosphorylation
Cellular component (GO): autophagosome; cytoplasm
Molecular function (GO): ATP binding; protein serine/threonine kinase activity
Source: RefSeq, a predicted model, not a curated record